AUGGCUUAUAGUAGAGAAUGUGAAGAUUUCUGUAUAUUUAAUAAACCAGCAUAUAUAAAUUUAAUUAAAAAAAAGACAGAUAAAUAUAACAAGUAUUUUACCUUUCAAAAAAAAUUAUAUGAUAGAUGUACACUGUAUGACUGGUAUACUUCAAUUACUAAUCCGUUGUAUAUUAAAAAUAUAGACAGACCUUUAUACGAUUAUUUGAAACUUAACCCAAAUAUUUUUGAAAAUUGUAAGCAGAAUUUUCUGCAAGAUAAUAAGAUUAUAUUAAAUGAUAAAUUAUUAAGUAAAAGGCAGCAGAUCAUUAAUAAACCUUUGCAAUUACGAGAAAUAUCUAGUAUUACAUUAUUAGAACCCAAAGCAAAUUUUAGGACAAUUACUAAAACAAAUUCGGUAACCAAAACUGUUUUUAAAAAAAAUUUAGUACCCUUAGAGUUACCUACGAUUUAUGACAGGGAUGUUGAAUAUAAAACAGAUCUGACUUCUACUAUCUUUAGUACCACUACAGUAAUAAAAAGAGAGAUUCAAACUAAGACAAUAACUAAAAAUAGAAUAGAGACUAGUACGAUUUUUAAAAAUAAUGUAGAAACCAAAACACUUGUUAAAAAUAAUAUAAAAACUACUACGCUUGUUAAAAAUAUAAUAAGAACCAAAACGCAUAAUAUAUUUAUUUAUGACGAUAGUCCUCCUCCUACAGUAACAAUAUUUAAAACGAGAGAUCUACAAGUAAGUGAAGUAAAGACAACUGAUGUGAAAGUAAGUGAAGUAAAGACAACUGAUGUGAAAGUUGAUGAAGUAAAGACAACUGAUAUGAAGGCUGAUGAAGUAAAGACAACUGAUGUGAAGGCUGAUGAAGUUAAAACAAACGAAGCAAAGACAAGUGAAAUAAAAACAAACGAAAAAAAUCCAAGUGAAAUAAAGACAAGCGAAGUCAAAACGAACGAAACAAAGUCAAGUGAAGUAAAGACAAGUGAAAUUAUUUUUAACAUUAAAACAGAAAAUUUAUCAAUAAAUAACAAUCCCCCAUUUGUAUCACCUCAAGAUAUUUACAUAGUUGAUAUAUUACCACCACAAUACAAUGCAUCUUUAGAUAAAUAUACUGAUACAUUUAGCCUUAGCAUGAAUGAUGAUUUACAAAGUACAAUACUUGUUGAUGUAAAUUCUAAACAAAAUGGCACUAUAGAAGCAUCUAUUAGUAGAUCUACUGUAUUAUUGUCCAGUUACCAGCCAUCUACAGCUACUAAAAUUAUUUUAACUCAACCUGAAACUUUAAGUCAAACAGUCAAGAUAGAAGAAUAUGAAAAACAGUCAAAUAAUUUACCGCAUGAUGAUAUGAAAAAUAAUAUUGUGUAUGUGCCAGAUAAAAUACUUACCAUUGAUUUACCAGAUUUAAAUUAUGCAAAAGAAAAUAGUUUAAAAUCUACAAUUAUUAGCUUAGAAGGACAACUUUCAGGGCCUGUACAAAAAAAUAAUAUAGAAGAUAUACAAAAUGUAAAUAAAUCAUCACUAUCAAAUUUAUUGACUAUUGAUACACCAUUUGAUGAUACAAAUCAAACUUCUACAAGUUCCAAACUAAUUAGCCAAAACACUAGUACAGUAAAUAUAUUUAAAACUACAUCAUUAACAAGUAAUAAUAAAUUUACAGUACAAAAUAAUGACAGUGUUUUAAAUGUAGAUAAUCAUAAUACUAAAGUAGUUACUAAGACUAUUUCUAGUACUGUUACAAUUAAAAUUCCUAGAAAAACCAAAUUAAAUAAUGGAUUUAAAAGACACACAACUACUACAACAGUUGUGAAUGUCAGUACAAUUUAUAAACCAAAGAAAAGAAGUAAUGGAUUUUUUAAAAAUUUAAUAAACAAGAUGACAGGUAAAAAUAAGAAUAAUUUAGAAAAUAACACCAAUUUAAAUUUAUUAAAUUCUAAAAGUAAUAAUAAUAUUAUGUCAUUAAAAGAUAUACAGACAAAUAUUAAUAAAAAAUAUGCUACAGAUAUAAAAUCUAUAACAUAUUCAAAUAUAAAUAAUAUAGUAACAGUUACUAAGAACAUCAGUGAUAACUUACCAGUAUCAGUACACAUAAAAGAUCACAAAAAUAGUGUAAAAGUAAAUAGCAUUAAUAAUUCUAAAUACAAUACAUCUACAAAAGUAAUAAAUACUUUUUUAAAUAAUAAGAAGGAUAUUAAUAAUAGAAAUAAUAAUUAUUUACAAAAUUCUAACAAGGAUCUUUUAAGUACAAAUUCUUUUAGAAAUUCAUCCACAGUCACUUCUUCAGAUGUCCCCGAUAAACUAUUAUCUACUACUAAAAUUAAAACAGUUCCUAGUCAAAAUUGUACCCUUAUUUUAGAUAUAGAAAUAGAUACGCCUUCUAAAGCAGUAAAAAGGAAUAAAACAGUUACAGAAUUUAAAACACAAGUAGUAACAGAUACUAUUACAUCUACUACUAUAAUUUAUUCAAUAGAUACAAUUACAUCUACUCUUACUUUACAAUACCAAGAUACAAUAUCACCCCUUCCACAAUAUAGAACUUUUGUAACAUCUAUUGUUUACAUAAAUUCUUAA
Molecule: messenger RNA, 2559 nt
Organism: Vairimorpha ceranae
Lineage: Eukaryota; Fungi; Microsporidia; Nosematidae
Product: blood-stage membrane protein ag-1
Exons: 1
Coding region: 1-2559 (852 amino acids)
Source: RefSeq, a predicted model, not a curated record